Molecule: messenger RNA, 1359 nt
Organism: Suillus subaureus
Lineage: Eukaryota; Fungi; Basidiomycota; Agaricomycetes; Boletales; Suillaceae
Exons: 5
Coding region: 1-1359 (452 amino acids)
Source: RefSeq, a predicted model, not a curated record
AUGAAAUACUCAACUCUUUCCUUAGAACUGCUCGAGAAAUAUAUCAAAGUAGAAGCUGCUGUUCAAAAGUCCAUCGAGAAUCAACUUCAUACCACCCCACUUCAUCUAUUCAACACCAUCAUGGGGUGCUUAUGUGACCAAGGGGCACAGAUGAGCACUUUCAAAACAAGUGCAGAGUACAACAAGCUUCUGUUAUUGAUUAUGGCACACCCAGAUCUCCCAUUGGGGUGCAUCACAGAUGCAGGAGAGAACAAGCUGCUGCUUCACGACAUCCAAGACAAGAUUGUGUACAAGUUGAAUGCAGCUGGUGUUGUGAAGUUGCAGUCAUUCUGCAAAUUAGCUUGUCAAGUGGGUUAUCACUGGGCCUGGGUUGAUAUGUGUUGCAUCAACCAAAAUAACCAUGUCAAGCUCCAAAAAUCUCUCAACUCUACAUUUGUCUGGUAUCACCAUUCAGCCCUCACUGUUGUCUACCUCUCAGAUGUUCUGCCUUUGGCCAAGUCUGGUGCAUUGGAUUGGAUGCUAUAUCUCAACAACCACUUCCUCAACCACAAGGAAUCUAUGGAGAUCAUGCAUGAGUUGGAGGACACGAUGGGCAUAGAUGCACACACUCUUGUUGCCUUCCAACCAGGAAUGCAAGAUGCUCAAGAGAAACUCCAUUGGAUGUCUAUGUGUGUGACCACUGUGCUGGAAGACAUUGCAUAUUUGUUGUUUGGCAUCUUUGGCAUCCAAUUGCCUAUCCUUUAUGGUGAAAAUGCACAAACUGCACUUGGACAACUCCUGCAGGAGAUCAUGGCUUGGUCAGGGGACACCACCGCCCUGGACUGGGUUGGACAACCAUCCAAGUUCAAUAGUUGUCUCCUGGCCAACAUUUUCUCAUAUGCAGCCCCUCCAUGUGCCCUCCCAUGUUUGUCUGAAGACAAGAUUCAGACUGCAGUCUCUUGGCUGCAAGAUACCAUCACCAUUGAUCAAUCUUUGAAACUGUAUACCCUGCUGCAGAAUAGGUCUGGUGCAGCCCAAGAAACAUUGUUCACAUAUGCAGUCAAGGCAGAUGGGCUUAAUGACCUGUUGAUCACCACUGAAGAGAAGCUGAUCCAGUUCUCACAGCUCUGGCCAACUCAGCAGAUAUUCUUACUUGUCCUUCCACGGGACUGUCAUCUCCUCAAGCUGCCCAACUUCACAGAUGAUGCGGAAAGCUUGGGGGAUUUGGCUCAGCCUGAGUCUCCACUGGAUGACUCUGAUGAAUCCAUCAGCAAUUCACCUGGAGAAGAGGAGUUGGCUGAUUCAGAAUCUUACUCACAUGCAUUGAGAUUAAUUGUUUGCCUCAGGCAGCCAUUUGGCGCAUUUUUGCUAGCACAGUAG